AUUUUGGAACUUAUUGGGGAGGGGGCUAUAGCCCCUCAGCUGAUUUGCUGUCGAGAAGAGGAGAGUCAGAAACGAGGCUGUCGCCAAGGCUUUCACCACGUGUUAGGGCCUAGCCGCUCAACAACAGUUGAUAUCUAUAUCGAAUAUUUGAAGUUGUGAUGCACCCAUCCAACGAUCAACAGAUUGAGAUGACUUGGACUAGAUCAAUGACAGAAGCAUUUGGUCAGCUUUCCAUUGAUGAGACUUUUUUUGAUGAAAAAGAUAUUUUGGACAACUUGACAAGGAAGUUAACUGCAUAUGUAGAAAACGCAGAGGAAGAUGAUGAAUCUAAGCUAAGAUGGGAAAUUGUGCAAAAUUUUGGCAUAACUUGUUUAGAAGUGUUCCUGAUGGAAAAUUGGACUGGUCCCUGCAUAAAGAAAAAUGAAAUUCCAAAGGAACUAAAGCCAGUCUUUGAAGAGAAAUUAAAUCAGUUGGCAUUUGAAGAUUUACAGCACAAGGAAGAGGGCAUUCAUGGUCUCUGCCGAAACGUCUUCUUGUUUUGGAUUGCUUUUAAAAUACUGGUGGAAAUAUCGAGUAUCGUAUCGUAUAAGUACUCUCCAAUAUGGUCUUUGAGAUGUUUAGCCACGUAUCAAGAUAUCGUAGAAGAGAAGUGCCAGUCAAUCCAUGAUAAGUUCCUGGUCUUUCUAGAAAAUGUUCAAGAGAAUAUUCCAGAACUUGACAGUGAGAUACAAGUACAAUUCCAUCUUGAAUGUGCCCAUUUACACUUGAAGUAUUACGGAUACAACAAUGCAACGGCUCAUCUAGAGAAGGCACGCGAAAUUCUUGGAAUCGAGGUAUCGAUGACAGGUGCUCCUGGAAAACGAACGAGAUUUCAGGAAAAAGAAUUAGCUCAACUUCGUCUCAAGUUAAAGGUUUCCGAUGAGAGAUGCCCCGUCAAUCCGGAUAGAAAUACAAAAACAGAAGCAAAUGUACCAAAGGAUCUGGUGUUAGAAGACGAAACCCUCCUUCCGAACAUAAAGUAUUCUGACGAGGAUCCAACUCCAUGGUUAAAUUCUUUAGAGCAAGCAUACAUUUUGGGCCUCUGUGCCGUAUUACAGAAAACCCGACCAAAAGACAAUAUUCUCACAGAGGAGCUACAAGCCUAUAUUCAGGCUGUGAUUAAGGACCCACAAGCAUGGGCAGUUCAAAGCAAGGCACUGUUUAUUCGCACGCUGCUAGAGUGCCAGAAAUCGAGAACGGUAGAAAGAUCUAUGAUGCAAAUGGAGAGCCUCGUUGAAGAAUAUCAGAGCUCAGCAACGCAGGCCAACGAAAGACUGUACUUGCUUCAUGCAGUUGAUGUGCCUCCUAUUUGGACGUAUAAGGCGAAUUUAGCUCGUAUUCUGGUCAGCCUUGGUUGUGUGAAAGCUGCGUUGGACAUUUUUGAAGCAAUACAAGCCUGGGACGAUUUAAUUGCUUGUUAUCAAAAGCUUGGCAGGCUUGAGAAGGCUGAGCAAAUCAUCCGAUCAGAACUACAGAAGAAAGAGACUUCAACACUUUGGUGCCUGCUUGGUGACGUCACAAAGGACACCGAAUACUAUGAAAAGGCAUGGGAAUUUUCAAAGCAUCGGAGUGCAAGAGCGCAAAGGUCAUUGGGAUACAUACUCUUAAGAUCUGGGAAGUUACAAGAAUGUAUUCCACACUUUUCAAAGUCGUUAGAAGUUAGCCCACUGCAGCCUCAAGUAUGGUUUUCGCUCGGUUGUGCUGCCAUGGCAACAAAUCAUUUUGAUAUUGCCCAGAAUUCAUUUCAACAAUCUGUAACUAUCGAACCGGAUAAUCACGAGGCGUGGAACAAUCUAGCAAAUGUUUUUGUGCGAACCAAACAAAAACAUAGAGCUUUUAAAGCCCUAAAAGAAGCUUUAAAAGCAGAUUACAGCAGUUGGCAAAUAUGGGAGAAUUUUCUUUUGGUUUCUGUCGAUAUUGGUCAAUUCAAAGAGACAAUAAGAUGUUUUCAUAAUUUGCUGGACCUUAAAAGGAAAGAAAUUGAUACUGAGGUUCUAGGAAUUUUAGUUGGUGCAGUUACGUCGGAUAUCAAAGAUGCCAACGGCGAACCAGCUUCUUCUUUAACUGGUAAAUUGAAGGAACUUUUUGGAAGAAUCACUUCUGAGAUCACAAAUAAUGCCAAUGUGUGGGCACUUUAUGGUGAUUUAAGCAGUGCGGGAGACAGUUCAGACGAUAGGGAAAAGGUUUUGAGUUUUUAUUUGAAAGCAAACAGAUGUAUUGUGCAAAAUGCCACGUGGGAGAAGGAUGCUUCGAAAAUUGAGGCCGUGAUUGAAAUCAGUAACAAGCUUAUUAAUGCUACGUUUAAAACUGUAAAGCAUGAGAAAGGAGAGGCCAGAGACGUGCAAAUAAUUUCAUCGACUAAAAUGGCGGUCGGAAACUUUCUUAAAAGAUAUGCCAUUGUAUACCCAGAUGAAACUUUGCAAGAAACAAAUGAAAAACUAAAUGACCAACUAAAGGAUUUGAAAGAGAAAUAUGAUCGAAUUUGCAGUUUAUUAGCCUAAGGAUUAGUAAGAUUAUAUUUUUUGAAUUUCAAUUUUCAUACCAUAUAUAUGUACAUCUAUAUUCUGUGGAGAAAUCUGCUGAUAUUCAGUAUUUGAUUCGAUAUCCAGCACUCAUGUAUGUAUUCCCACAUUAGGACUUUAAUGGAAAAGUUCAGCAAUAAUAGGAACUCAAUGGAUGUACAAAGACGAACACCUGCUCGUUUAAUUGCUAGAAUUGAAGAUCC
Rhopilema esculentum is the source of this 2764-nucleotide messenger RNA. RefSeq names its product tetratricopeptide repeat protein 27. Lineage: Eukaryota; Metazoa; Cnidaria; Scyphozoa; Rhizostomeae; Rhizostomatidae. The record is from RefSeq and is a predicted model, not a curated record. Gene Ontology annotation, molecular function: protein binding.